Molecule: messenger RNA, 1872 nt
Organism: Papilio polytes (common Mormon)
Lineage: Eukaryota; Metazoa; Arthropoda; Insecta; Lepidoptera; Papilionidae
Gene: Sms
Product: spermine synthase
Exons: 7
Coding region: 121-1239 (372 amino acids)
Biological process (GO): spermine biosynthetic process
Molecular function (GO): spermine synthase activity
Source: RefSeq, a predicted model, not a curated record
UCAAAUAUAUUUUCUGUCAAACUGGAACUGGAAUAGAACCUCAUAUUUUCAGCGUAAUUUUGCCGGUGUAUCCGUCCGAAUAUUGCUUAUUACCAGUACUAGGCUACUUAUUAAAGGAAAAUGUCUGUACAAACGUUAUUGUUAGAUUUUUCUAUUGACCCCGCACGGGUUGGGGAUGAAAGCGGUCAGAAAACUGUGUUCGGUCAGUUGGAGACAAUUCUAAAAGAAUAUGUACCAAAUCUUAUAUUAGCUGCUGAUAUAAAGAUCGACGGCGGAUCAUUAAAACUAUUAACAGGGAAAAAAGGGACCACAGUCUCUGUAAGAUUGUUUGACAGGGGUCUAGUCACUGUAAACAUAGAAUAUUACAAGGAGGACACUGAAGAGCCACUAAUCAAUUUCAAGUCGGCGAGGUUAUUGGAAGGUCAACUGAAAAAGUACAUCACGUUCAUAAAAUCGCAAGCUUACGCUCCGAUAAAAAGGUGCUUAUUUAGCAGGUACUAUCCGACGUCCGAUGAAAGACUCCUAGAGUAUGAUAUUGAUGAAGUAUUGUUUGACGAACAGUCGCCCUUCCAAAGAGUGCAGAUCGUUCAUUCCAAGUCACUUGGCAACAUGUUAGUGUUGGACGACUUACAAAAUAUAUCUGAAGCUGAUCUGAUCUACACGGAAACUCUUAUGCAGAGGGGACGAGAGAAUUAUGAAGGAAAGGAAAUUGUUAUAUUGGGCGGCGGCGACGGCGCGCUGCUGUACGAGCUGCUGAAGGAGAAGCCGAAGUUCGUGUGGAUGUUGGAGAUCGACGAGACGGUGAUGCGCGCCUGCCACGCGCACCUCCGCGCCAUCUGCGGGGACGUGCUCGCCGCGCGCAAGGCCCACAACUACGAGAUUAUAGUGGAAGACUGCAUGCUGACGGUGAAUAAAUUCAUCAAGGAGAACAAGAAGGUGGACUAUAUAUUCGGCGACCUGACCGACAUCCCGAUAUCGGAGUCGGCGUGCGGCGAGCUGUGGGAGUUCAUGACCACCAUACUGCACGCCGCCUUCCAGAUACUGCGCCCCAGCGGCAAGUUCAUGACGCACGGUAAUGGAGCAACAUCACGUAAAUCAUUGGAACUAUACGAGCAAGAGUUGGAGAAACUAAAGCCACCGGUGGCAUUCACAAAGAGCAAGGCCUUCGUACCCUCGUUCCUGGAGGACUGGAUCUUCUACCAGAUAUCAUUCAAAUCUACUGACAAUGGGGAUGCUUAACACGAAACGUAACAAAUGUUCCUCCAUAGUAUUUACACUAAGUCAUACAAAUAUAGUUGAUACUUUAGUAUUAUUAAUUGUAAAGAAGUGUUUGAGACAUUUUGUGUACAGUCAGCUCCAUAAUAUGCAUACAUUUACAAAAGAAAAUUGUAUACUUUUUCAGUUUUCACAUUUAAAAUUGUAUAAGUAUUCUUCAUUAUCCAUAUCUUUUUUUUCUGCAAAUUAAAAAACUGUAUGGAUUCCUAAGAUUUUGUAAAUUAAUAAAUAUUUAUGCAGCUGAAUGUACUUUUCCGCUGAAAGUUUACAAGGACAUUGAAAUUUAAUCACUCACAAGCCAAUGUAAGGUUUACCUCCAUAACUUUAAUGUAACAAACAUUUGUAUGUUGGAUCAAAUAUAUGUAUGUUGGAUCAAAUAUAUGUAUGUUGGAUCAAAUAUAUGUAUGUUGGAUCAAACAAUUGUGCGUUGGAUCAAACAUUUGUCAAUUCGUGACAUACCACUUGGUGGAUUUUCUUGUGGACAGUACAAUUUUUAACGCAAUUGUAAAAUAUAGGAAUAAAAGUAGACCAGUGAUUUUUGUAUUAGUUUUAAUUGAUUUUUUGUUGAAACUUUUAUUUGUAAUUUUCAUUUGUUCA